Messenger RNA from Drosophila guanche, 7524 nucleotides. It is a transcript of the gene Dscam3, whose product is annotated as Down syndrome cell adhesion molecule-like protein Dscam2. The record is from RefSeq and is a predicted model, not a curated record. The transcript is spliced from 34 exons. Gene Ontology annotation, biological process: axon guidance; dendrite self-avoidance; homophilic cell-cell adhesion. Lineage: Eukaryota; Metazoa; Arthropoda; Insecta; Diptera; Drosophilidae. Bases 388 to 6600 code for a protein of 2070 amino acids. Gene Ontology annotation, cellular component: axon; plasma membrane. Gene Ontology annotation, molecular function: cell-cell adhesion mediator activity.
UGUAUGUUAGUGCUGGCUGGCCAAAGAUCUUGCCUGCAUGCAGCUUGCAGCCUCCUAAAGACUAAGGACUAAGGACUAAGGACUCCAAUUCAUUUGGAGCUGGAAAAAAACCGGCAAAAGCGGUCUGUGGCCCAAGAUAACGAGGUGGCUGGACACAACCGGCAACAUAACUGCAAACAAUUUCAAACAAAAACAUAAAUAAGCAACCAGCCAGCAAGCACAGUUUAUGCAAAAGGCAAACACACAGCCAGAUCCAGAGCCAGAAGAAACUGUGUACCCGUAGAUGUUCCUGCAUAUUGCAUAUUGAGAAAAUAUACAAGCAGCUGCAAAAAUAAACGAAACUAAAUUUAAUUUUCUACAUCCAGCACUGAAUUUACAUGCAACGAAAUGAGUUUAUUAGAGCUUGUUCUUCUAGCCAAGUCAAAAGCGCUUACUGCCACAGCAUUAGGGCUGCUGCCGCUGCUGCUGCUGCUCGUGUUCCUGCCACUGCCGCCAGUCCUGGCCACAAGCGGCUUACGCGUACCCACAUUCCUGCUGGAGCCCGCACCCCGACUGCUCUUCGGCAACGACACGGGGGCACAGGUUACCUGCACGGCGCACGGCAACCCACCGCCCGUUGUGUCCUGGGUGCUGCGCGACGGAACGCUGGCGACCCAGGUGCCGGGACUGAGGAAAAUAUCUGGCAACGGCACGCUGCACUUCCCACCGUUUUUGGCGCAAUAUUAUCGCACGGAUGUGCACGAGGCCACCUACCGCUGCAGGGCCAGCAACGAGGCGGGCACCAUCCUCAGUCGGAACGUUCAGGUGCAGGCAGUGGUGCGUCGUCAAUUUCAUGUGCACGUGGAAAACACUGAAGUCUAUUUGGGAAAUUCGGCGUUGAUUAAGUGCGCCAUACCGGAAUAUGUGCGGCCCUAUGUGCGCGUGGCCAGCUGGCAUCGCGGCGAGGAGAUACUGCUCCCGGAUCUGUCGGAUGUCGCGGGUCGCUAUGUGGUCCUGGCCGCCUCCGGGGACCUGUACGUUCGCUCGGUGCGCUCCGAGGAUGGCCUGAUGAAGUUCAGCUGCCUGGUGACAAACACACUGAACGGGGAGCGGCAGCGCAGCGAUGCAGUGAUGCUGCAGGUUAAGGAGCUAAGCAAGAACCUGGCACCACGCACCACCCAGAAGCCCGUGAUGGAGAUUCACGUGGAGCGUGGAAAUGAUGUUCAUCUACCGUGCAACAUACAGGGCAAUCCAUUCCCCAUAUUUACCUGGUAUCGCGUUUCCGACUCGGCAGCUCUCUAUCCCAUACCCUCGUCACAGCGAGUGAUACUUUCACGAACAUUGCUGCUCAUCAAAAAUGCUGACGAACGCGAUGCGGGCAAGUGGAUAUGCCAGGCCUCGAAUCAGUUCGGGGAGCAGCGCAUCGAAAUACGCCUGAGUGUCAAUUCGUAUGUAUCUGUGCAUAUUUUGCCGCAAGUUCAAAUUGUCAAUUCGGGCGGAACGGCAAAUUUCAAUUGUACCACAACGGGUUCGGCGAUCGAUGCCAUCGACUGGCUGCACAAUGGCAAGCCGCUGCAGGCGAAUAAUGCACUAACCACCGGCAGGGAUAACAUACGGUUCCUGUCGAAGAGUUCGCUGCUGGUACAGAACGUGGGACGGCGCGACCGCGGUGUCUAUCAGUGCCUUGUCGAGAACCAACGCGCCAGUGCCCAGGCCAUGGCCGAGCUGAAGCUGGGCGACACUGUGCCGGAAUUGAUUUACACCUUCAUUGAGCAGAAUGUGCGUCCCGGGCCAUUAAUAUCGCUUAAGUGCUCCGCCAGCGGCUCACCACCGCCCCAAUUCUCCUGGCUGCUGGACUCGCAGCCCAUUAUAGACGUCUCGCUGCAUCAUCGCUUUGCCAUCGGGCAAUUUGUCGACAUGUCCGGUGACGUGAUAAGCCAUUUGAAUAUCUCACAUGUGCGACCCGACGAUGGCGGUCUGUACAGGUGCGUGGCCACCAACUCGAUGGGCAGUGUUCAACACUCGGCGAGGUUAAAUGUCUACGGACCACCGUAUGUGCGAGCCAUUGGACCGAUCAAAGCCGUUGCCGGCGAGGACAUAAUUGUGCACUGUCCGUUUGCUGGUUAUCCCAUCGAACAAAUUAGAUGGGAGAAAGCGCAUCAGGAAUUGACAACGAGCACACACUUUGAGCUGGCCACAGUGGCCGAGGGUGGGCAGCUGGUCAUCAAGAAUGUGGAGCCAGGACGGGACCAGGGCAUCUACACGUGCAUUGUGCGGAGUCGGGCCGGCGAGGAAGCGCGCCGUGACAUGCAAUUGAACGUGAACAGUCCGCCCGUCAUCGAGCCCUUUAAGUUCCCCAAGAACCUGCAGGAGGGCGGCCGCGCUCAAAUCACCUGUGCAGUCUCCUCGGGCGACAUGCCCAUCUACUUUAGCUGGAAGAAGGAUGACAGCUCCAUUCCUAGCAGCCUGCAGAUUACCGAGAAAAAGGAGGAGUUCUACUCGCUGCUGGUGCUCAAGGACAUCAGUGCAAAGCACAGCGGCAAGUACACCUGCUACGCGGGCAACGCGGCUGCCAAGGUGAACUACACGGCAGAGCUGCAAGUGCGGGUCGCACCUCGCUGGAGCUACGAGCCCAUGGACACGGCCAUUAUGCUGGGCAACACAAUAUCGAUAAAUUGUGAGGCGGAAGGAUAUCCGAUUCCAGCCAUUACCUGGUUCAAGGGUCAGGGCAAAGCCUCGAAGGACUUCAAGCCCCUGAGCAUGCGUAAUCACUCGCUGCUGCUGAAUCUGGCCACGGACAACGAUGAGGGUUACUACAUGUGCCGCGCCACAAACGAAAUCGGAGCCGGCCUCAAGAAGAUAAUACGCAUCAAUGUGAAUGAACCCGCUCGGUUCGAGCAGCCCGCUCGCAAUAUUAGUUCCCGCCGAAAUGAUCCCGUGACCCUGGACUGCCAUGCCAAGGGCGAUGAGCCCAUCACCAUUGGCUGGACCCACAACAAUGGACGCAUUGAUCUGAACAACUUUCGCUUCAGCAUUGCCGAGAUGAAGACGGACAAGGGUGUGGACUCACAGCUGACCAUCGGCCACUCCGAUCGCCAUGACUCGGGAGUCUAUCGUUGUGUGGCGGAAAAUCCCUACGGUCGCGCCGAGCAGAUCAUUUAUCUGGCCGUGCAGGAGAGACCCGACACGCCCUCCAAUCUGGAGGUCUUUGAAGUGGGCUCCCGCACAGUGAAGCUCAGCUGGCGUCGACCCUUCGAUGGGAACUCCCCAGUCCUCAGUUAUCUGGUGCAGUAUCAAGCUCUCAAGUAUCUGCAGUCGCAUGCGGCGCUGGGUGCGGCGGGGGGCGACUGGAACGGGCUGAACGUCAUCAACGUCAGUCUGCCAUCGACGAGUAUUAGUCGCAGCUAUGACAGUGACCUGCGCGAGAGCGCCAUUGUGGCGGGUUUGACGCCGGCGACGACGUUCCUCAUACGCAUGCAGGCCAUCAAUGAGAUUGAACGCAGUGCCUAUACCGAAGCCAUCGUGCUCAAGACCCAGGAAGAGGCGCCCACAGAAGCCCCAUCCAAUGUUCAGGUGCAGACAGGCGGUGAGAGCGAGCUAAUAGUCACUUGGCAGAUCCCGCCCCGAGAGUCCUGGAACGGUGAACUCAUUGGCUACACGGUGAACUGUACCGAGGAAAAGCAGAAUAUCAAUUACAUUAGCGUCGUGAAUAACUCCCUGAAGUCAGUGAUUGUCGGCGGUUGGGCCACCACCAAGGCCACGCUGCGGAGUUUGCGGAAGUACACCCGAUAUGCUGUCACCGUGCGGGCCCUGAACAGCUUCGGCUCGGGCCCUUGGAGUGCGGCUAUCUUCGGCACCACGGCCGAGGGAGUGCCCGAGGCAGCGCCACAGAAUGUCAAUUGCACGGCCCUGUCUUCGCAGAGUCUGAAGAUUUCGUGGCAGGAGCCGCCGCUGCAAUUCCAUGGCGGCAUUAUACAGGGAUAUAAAAUCUUAUAUCGCCCAAUUGUGCAUCAAAUUGACUUUCCUGCCAAGCUGGAGAUCAAACGCACCUCGAAUCUGGAAACCUAUCUGCAUACGCUGCACAAGGCCAGCAACUAUUCGCUGAGGGUUCUGGCUUACACGGCCACCGGCGAUGGCUUGGCCAGUCAGCCCUUGUACUGCCAGACGGACGACGAUGUGCCCGAUGCACCGGCGGCCAUUAAGGCGGCAGCGCUGACGGCAGAUUCGAUUUUGAUUUCAUGGCUAACGCCGAAGAAUCGCAAUGGCAUCAUCUCCCACUACACGGUGUAUGCUCGGGAAGCGGGCCGCAAGGGCCAGGCCAAGACCCACAUGGUGCGUGUGGACGAGAAUGGGUAUCCGGUGACAUUCGAGGCACGCAGCCUCGCCGAGAAUCAGAUGUACGAAUUCUGGGUAUCCGCAUCCACGUCCGUGGGCGAGGGCGAGCCCACAUCUGUGGUUGCCCAGGCCACCAAUACGCGAGCGCCAGCACGCAUCGCCUCGUUUGGUCAGGUGGUGCGCAAGGCCGUGGGUACGGGACUAGUGCUGGAGUGCCUGGCUGUGGGAAAUCCCACGCCGAGGGCACGCUGGCUGACCCGCGACCGCCCCGUCACCUUCAGUCCCUUCUAUGAGGUGACCAAUGAGGGCAACCUGAAGAUACACCGCGUUGAAGGCAGCCUGUCCGGAAAUUAUACAUGUACGGCGAACAAUCUCUUUGGCAGUGACGAAAUCCAAUAUCAGGUCAUUGCGAUGAAGCCGCCCGGCGCACCACAAAUCAUCGUGCAGUACGCUUCCGCCGACAGCAUACGUGUCAGCUGGGACGCGCCAGACGAUGGUGGUGCGCCAUUGCAGGGCUACAGCAUCUCCCACCAUACGGCCGGCGAGAGUUGGUUCAGCACCGAGCUGCUGCCGGAGAACAACGCCUACACGAUUACGAGCCUGAAGUGCGGAAAUCAGUACAUUAUAAAAAUGUCUGCACAUAAUAUGGUCGGCUCUGGUGUGUCCAGUGAGGAAAUUAAUGUCUGGACCAAAGGCAAGGCCUCACAGGCGCCAAAUGGCAACGAACUAAUUGCCACCAAUGCGACGUGCGUGAAUCUGAAGCUGUCAUCGUGGCACAACGGGGGCUGUGGCAUUCAUCACUUUUCCAUAGAGCAUCGGCCGUUGGGCGACAUACGCUGGACAGUUGUCACAUCGGAUAUUUCGAAUGCCGAGGAAAAUCGUGAAAAUUUAAUCUUCUGCGACUUUCUGCCAGCCAAGUGGUAUCAGCUGCGCAUCUCCGCCACCAACGAUGCGGGCAAAACUACGGAGCAUUAUCAUUUCAGCACAACGAGCAUUGACGGCAUCACCAUACCGCCACCCUCGGUUUUCCCAUCGGAAAACGAUUUGAUGAACAAUCUGAUAAAUGCAACAAAUCCCACCAGCGGUGAUUGGUUUUCGACGCUAAUUGUCAUCGUCAUCAUCACGGUCUCCAUCAUAACGAUAGCUUUGACUAUCAAGCACCGACGCACUCUGUGCGGACCCAUGGCCGAGGGCUACGAGAGUCGUGCCCUGCCAGGCGAGUACAAGGAGGAGCACGAGAACCGGCGCAACCAGCAGGUGUACAGCGCUUCGCCGGUGAAGACUGUGGACAAGGGCAACGAGUCGGAAAUGUACGAGAUUUCGCCGUAUGCCACGUUCAGCGUGAAUGGAGGCCGCACCGGGGCUCCGGCCAAGACUCCCACACGUGCCGUGGCGGCACAGACUCCACUCGACUACACCAUGCAAUUCAAGACGUUCGGCCACCCGGAGGGUGAGAAUCUGAAUGCCACCGCGUAUCCGCUGCUGCCCACCUCCGGCUUUGGGCACGUGAAGAGCAAGUCCAGCUGGCACAAGCAGCGCUACUACAACACAGAUGAAGAGUCCACGCUGAGCAAGUCCAUGACCAUUGUGGCUGGCUCGCAGGCCGGCCACUCGAAGAAGUCGAGCGCGGGGCGCAGCGCCAAGAAUGCCGGCAGCUCGGUGGGAGUGGUGGCCGAGUCAGAGUCGGACACGAGUAUUAGUCCCAGCACCGAGUUUUCGAACAUGCCCACCUAUCGAGUUCCUUGCAAGUCCUCGCGCAGCAGUGACGGCCGCGCCGUCGUAGAUAUGUUCCGGCCCGACUCCAGCACCGAGUCCAACAACGACCAGGGCUCGCCGGCGCCCGAGCGGCGCCACAAUACGCCGCGCCAUGUCCUUGGCCUGGGUGUGGGCGUGGGAGUGGCCGGCGAGAAGAGGAGCGCCGGCCAGCGCAGCCGCAAGCACGCGGCACAGCCCAGCAACCAAACGUUGGAGCGACGAAAGUGCCCUGGUAGUAGCAACAGUUUAGACAGUGAGGUCGAUGCGGAGACGGCUGCCUCGCUGGCCGCCUCUAUAGCAGCCAUGGCUGGGGCCGGAGUGGAUCGGUCGGGAGGGUUUCGUCCGCCCGCUGGCUUCCACGAUGGCCGCGAGUUCCCCAGCCAGGACCAGAGCGAGUGCGAACGAGAGCAGCGCGCCCUGGACCUGGAGGUGCAGCGCGUCAUGGAGAGCACCGGGGACGCGCAACUGGCCAAGAUGGACCGCGAGGAGUUGACCUCACUGCUGGCAAGCGUCUACCUACCCCGCACUUGAAACGCAAAUAACUAACCAGCCCUGCGCCCCCUAGGUAUCACGAGAAGAAGGAGCAGGAGCGACAAGAAUACACGAUACACGUAUAAUAAGUACACCGCUAAAUGGUGGCGUUAACUAAAACGAACACCCAGCAGACACGAACACGCACGAGUACACACAUAAAGAGAUACAAAUUGUGGCAUUUAAAUGCAUUUAGCCAAGUCUUAAGUGUUGUUCAUUAAGUGUAUAAUAGGCAUUAAGCAGGCACCCAAAGUUCUCGCACACUCGAGCAAAUUAAAGACUAUAUCUAGGCUAUAGCUGAUCUACGAGUAUAACUAACUAUAACUGAUUAACUGACUACUGAUUACCGAUUAUCAUUCACUAAAGAUUCACCACUGAUGUUAUAUUUAAAUCAAUAUCGAUAUUGAUAUUGAUAUUGAUAUUGAGUGGGGGCGAGUGCCGGUGCAUUUGCUAGCUAGAAAUAUACCCACAUUUAUACAUACUAGAUACCAAUCCAUCUACAUACAUACAUAUACACAAGUACACGUGUUUACACCUAUAUUCAUACAUAAAUACAUACAUAUAUGUGUAAUUCAAUUUGUUGUGAUAAAUUAAAUUGUUCUGAAUUACCAGCUGAUGUAAAAAACAUGUCGGGUUAAUGAACAGCGGAUAACUGGAUUGACACUCUCCCGCUCUCAAGAGCAAAGAGCACUCCUCAAAUAGUGUUUUGCAGACACAAAAAUAAAUAUAUUUCUUUUUUUCGAUGUCAUUUGGUUUGCCGGAAAGGGCUUUCCAUUCAUUUCAACUGAUUGAUGAAACUGACGCAAAUCUGUUACUGCAUUUAUUGGGCAAAAAUUAUUGUAAUAUUUAUGGAAUUUAAUUAAAAAGUAGAUAAUCAACAAUAAAAUUGUAUUGCUACCAUAGGUAAACAUUUAUGUGUAUACA